CAGACAGAGACAAGACACAGAUAAUCUGCUGUAAAAAGAAGACUAGAUAUAUGAUGGUGAUCCAUUGGAACUUCCUCCAAAAUUCCAAAUUUAAGACCAGAGAAUUAGUCCAGAGCAUCACCGUGGUGAUUGUGCUUCAGGCUACGGAGUUGCUGACAGAGGUACAUUUCACCUGCCAGUGUAACAGCUGGAGUACCGUGUUUGUCUGGCUGUACUUCGCCAUGCCAGCUGUUGGAUUCAGCACAUUUGUCUGGUCCCUUCAGGAGGGGAAAAUCUUCAGGACAAAAUCCUGUGGCGAAGAUUGCACCUGCAUCAAAUGUUGCACAGCAGGACAGAUGUGCAAAUGUAUUCUGUCCUGCUGGAAGAUGCUGUACCCAGGUCUGUGCUGGAUCGUGAUUCUUCUGAUCGAUGGAAAGUACGCAGCCUGUGCACUGUACAGAGGAUGCCAGGAAGACAGCAGUACAGAGCUCACUGUGAAAGAUCUGGCGUACAACAUUCUCAUAUCCAAGACAAUUGGAUUUGUUGUGCUUGCUGCAAUUGUGCUGUCAUAUCUCAUCUACCUGCUCUUGGGUUCCUGCUGCCAAUCACAUGAGGGUCGGUAUGAGAAGAUAUACAGGGCGCAGCUGAAGAAAGACAGAGAGAAGUUGGCAAUGCAGUACAUAAAGAAGUGCUCGGAGAAGAGAGCAGCUCGGUAUGAGAGAGAGGUGGAGGAGGAGACUAAGGACAUACUGGCAGGUGGAGGUGCCCAAAAGCAUCCGAAUCUCAAUGAGUCAGGACGGCCGAACGCCGUCGUUAAAAACCCCAAAGCCUCACGCCAGGACGCUCCGUGCCACUCCCUGGUGCUGUAA
Conger conger (European conger) is the source of this 848-nucleotide messenger RNA. RefSeq lists its product as uncharacterized. The coding region runs from base 51 to 848 and encodes 265 amino acids. The record is from RefSeq and is a predicted model, not a curated record. The transcript has 3 exons. NCBI's taxonomy places the organism in Eukaryota, Metazoa, Chordata, Actinopteri, Anguilliformes, Congridae.